This is a messenger RNA of Rhipicephalus microplus (southern cattle tick), 621 nucleotides long. RefSeq lists its product as uncharacterized. The record is from RefSeq and is a predicted model, not a curated record. Lineage: Eukaryota; Metazoa; Arthropoda; Arachnida; Ixodida; Ixodidae.
GCUCUCCUGUGUCCUGCCCUGCUUCAACUUGGCUUCGACUUCAAAUGCUUGGAUUAAUAGCCGAAUGGAUCUACUGGCGCCUGCAGCAUUGGAUCUACCCGUGCAGCCAAGUUCAUUCGACAACGCGAGCCUCGCCAAGCAACCCUGGUCGUACAGUGACGCGUCCAUUGGGAUGUGCACCGCAGCGAACACAUAUAUACGCCCACCGAGACCAACCUUCCUUGGGCACGGCACCGCAGCGAAAACGGUGCACUCAACUAUGCUGCUAUUCCAGGCGAUGCUCUCCUGUGUCCUGCCCUGCUUCAACUUGGCUUCGACUUCAAAUGCUUGGAUUAAUAGCGGAAUGGAUCUACUGGCGCCUGCAGCAUUGGAUCUACCCGUGCAGCCAAGUUCAUUCGACAACGCGAGCCUCGCCAAGCAACCCUGGUCGUACAGUGACGCGUCCAUUGGGAUGUGCACCGCGGCGAACACAUAUAUACGCCCACCGAGACCAACCUUCCUUGGGCACGGCACCGCAGCGAAAACGGCGCACUCAAAUAUGCUGCUUUUCCAGGAACGCUACGUUCGACUUCAAGACCAGUGACAGUACGAACUGGAACAAGUUCGAGGCGCUUGUAGAUG